AGCACACAAACCAAAUGCUUUAAAGCCAGGAAAAGAAGAUACCAAAACCUUCCCACCAAUUAGAGUUAAGGAACCCAAUUUUUUCAACACUAUUUCCUUACCUCUUCUUCUAACCUUUGCCAUUGCCAUUGCCAAAUCCCAUAACUCUCUAUCUCCAUAGACCCCACAUGGCUUGAUCUUGAUUCUUGAUUCUUUUGUCCUUACCAUUCCCCAUGCAGCCCGCCCCCGAAUCAGGGUCGUACAACCACAGCCACAGCCACAACCACAACCAGAAUCGCCACCAUCGCGACUUUGAAAGUCGUGAUGGGGCCACACGGUACCAUAACAGAAGGCUUCGUGUCGGCCGACAAGACCACACGAACCCUUUAAUAUGGCUACUAGCCAUCAUAUGCACAAUCAUAGCCCUAGCUGUGAUUGUUGCCGGCAUAGUAGUGUUUGCAGGGUACAUACUAAUCCGACCAAGGGUACCCACAAUAAGCGUCACAAAUGCUCACCUAGACAUUUUCCGAAACGACUACACCGGAAUCCUCGAAACCCAACUCCGGAUCCAAGUGAUGGCGCAGAACGAAAACAUGAAAGCUCAUGCAUCAUUUUCCGACAUAAGGUUCAACAUUAGCUUCCAAGGUCAACCCGUAGCAAUGAUGGUUGCUGACCCAUUUGAUGUACCCAAAAACAACACACAGUUUCUUAACUACUUUGUCCAAUCGUCGGCGAUACCGUUGACGCCGGAACAAAUGCAGGCGGUUACUGAUUCUUGGAAGCUCAACUUGGCGACCUUUGAUUUCAAGGGUAAUGCUAGGACUCAAUGGAGGAUAGGACCUUUGAUUGGUUCUGUUAAGUUUUGGUGCUACCUUGAUUGUAAACUCAAGUUUCAUCCCUUGAAUGGGAGUUACAUUCACAAUGCCUGCACCUCCAAAUCAAAAUAAUCAUCAUCAUCUUUAAUUGUUAUUAGUUUUUUUUUCUUUUUUAAACACAAGAAUUUGAACCGGAUAAUUUAAAGUCAAGCGAGUAUAUAUAUAUAUAUAUAUAUAUCUUUCACUGUGUGCGGUUCAAUAUUCAACUUGAUCAACUUUGAUAUGUUUAUUCACCGAUUUACAUAGAUUUUCAUUGAGAUCUUUUUAGAUUCUCUAUGCCUUUAGCAGGUGAUAUUUAAAUCCUGCUAGCUGAAUAGACCUGUAUAAUCUAUGUAUUAUGAAGAAGCUCUUUUUAAGAAGCUUGUGCCUUUAAUGAUAAAUAUAGCAAAAAGGGAAAUAUUCUUCAUUAUUAUGUGUGC
Messenger RNA from Arachis ipaensis, 1273 nucleotides. RefSeq names its product late embryogenesis abundant protein. Lineage: Eukaryota; Viridiplantae; Streptophyta; Magnoliopsida; Fabales; Fabaceae. Gene Ontology annotation, biological process: defense response to other organism. Gene Ontology annotation, cellular component: plasma membrane. The record is from RefSeq and is a predicted model, not a curated record.